Molecule: messenger RNA, 2952 nt
Organism: Megalobrama amblycephala (Wuchang bream)
Lineage: Eukaryota; Metazoa; Chordata; Actinopteri; Cypriniformes; Xenocyprididae
Gene: tmem65
Product: transmembrane protein 65
Exons: 8
Coding region: 213-977 (254 amino acids)
Biological process (GO): regulation of cardiac conduction; cardiac ventricle development
Cellular component (GO): mitochondrion
Source: RefSeq, a predicted model, not a curated record
CAGCAUCACCGCGCUUGCGUCAGAGCGGAGCGUGUGGAAAAUCUCACGCCUUUUUUUAACUGUCAUUGAUCACACAAUGAUGAAUCACGAGCGAAAAUAACAGGCUAACAGGAGUUUCGGACGAUUCUUACGAUAGAGAAGACAGAGGAGGAUGGAAACGGAUUAUUAAUCGGCGUCGGCGGUGUGAGGGUGUGUCUUGAUUUAGUGCUGUGAUGAUCCGGCUGGCUUCAGUGCGCGCGCUCCUGACCCGUCGCGCGCCCGGACCGGGUCAGCUGCACAGAUGUUUCCUCGGAACACACCGGCGCAAAAUCAAACCGGAGCAGCUGGACCUUCCGAACCAAGCCCGGGAGUUCGUGUACGGCCUGAGCCCGGCGACCCGGAUCUGCUUACUGAAGGAGCUGCAGAACUUCGAGUCCAAGGCUGAAGACUCGUCAGAAUCGUCUCCUCUGACCUCCGCUCAGCUCCGAUACAUUCUGCUGCACAAUGCCAUUCCCUUCGUCGGCUUCGGCUUCCUGGACAACGCCAUCAUGAUCGCGGCCGGCACUCAGAUUGAACUGUCCAUCGGAUUGACGCUCGGAAUAUCAACAAUGGCAGCGGCGGCUCUGGGGAAUCUGGUGUCGGAUCUGGCUGGACUCGGGUUAGCGGGGUAUGUGGAAGCUCUGGCCGCACGUUUUGGGAUGCAAAUUCCUGAUCUGACGCCCAGACAGGUGGACAUGUGGCAGACCAGAGUCACAUCACACAUGGGAAAAGCCAUCGGCGUCGCCAUCGGGUGCAUUCUGGGAAUGUUUCCGUUGCUCUUCCUCAGUGACGACGAGGAAGACGAGAGAAGAAGAAGAAGAAGAAGAAGAGUCACCCGAGCUCAGACUGACGCACUUUUAUAUCGGCAUGACGACAACUGCGUUUGUUUUGCCAAAGAAAAUGAAGCGAAAGAUCAAACGGUAAAACUACAUCAUCAAAAUAACAUGAAAAAAUCAUAAAAAAGUAGGAAGUAGAAAUCUAAAUAAUUAGCAAGUAGUUAAAGUUUAAUCUAACGAUGCAGAAUAGAUGUUAAAAUGAGCAUGAGUUUAGUUUAUCUCUUCGUCACAUGACACUAUUUUAAAGGUCCGCUUACACCAGGAAUAAUAACUAUAAAGCUUCAGCAAUCCCGAUGAGAGAAUGUUAGUCCUCAGCACAACUACAACCAAAACCAACGUCGUUUAACAAUAAAAACAGCCAAUCAGAAUCCAUCCUGCCUUAAACUCGUAUCGCCACAACAGGAACACAGUCAAACCGCAGAAUAAACAGCUGAUCUAGCUAUCGUUCCUGAUGUGAACAGAAUUUCCUCUCUUAUGGUUUGUUUCUUUAGAUUUUAGCAGCAUGUUUUUGCGUUUGGUGAAGAAUGAAGUUCAUUGGUUCAGUUUGAAGUGUGUGAAUUAGGAAGAUGUUCUCUAUUUUUAACUGUGUUUGCCUUCAUCUGCACCAUCACCGACCUCUCGAACUGGACUCUCACAGUCUGACUGAACUGGAACGCUCUAGUUUUAUUCUGGACAGCACAAGAGUUUCUGCACUCGCGUCUCGCGCUCCCAGCAUGCAUCUGACACAUGACACUCAAGCUCAGUGGUCAUGGGAAGAGAUGUUAAAAAUGAACAGAACAAGCAAUGAAUAUAUUCAUUCGUCACUCAGAUAUAUUUAUAUAAACAUUAGAUAAAUGUAUACCUAAAACCGUACUUGAAAUAAAUAAAAUAUAAAAAAACUUUAACUUAUUUUAUGUAUUUCUUAAUUUCCUUUAGUUUGUUACUUCAAGUAAAACCAAAUACACUAAAACUCCUCAUUUACUAAUCUAAAUUAAAUUUAAUCUUAACAAUCAAAAGUUGUAUUUAUUAACAUUAACGUACUUAACUAACAUCGACCGAUUAAUAAUAAAUGCUGUAAAACACGUUCACUGUUAUUUAAUAACUAAUUAAAGUUAACGAAUCACUAAAACCUGAACUGAUAUUAAAAUUAAAACGUCAAAUCUAAUUCAAAAUAUUAACAAAAACUAAAACAGUGUUUGAGAUGGAGUCAGAGUGCUUCAGUGAGGGAAUCCCAUGAUCCUCUGGGCUCACGAGCUGAUCGUCUCUAUCCAGGGCUGCGUUUAACUCAGACCCUCGACCCCUCGAUUUUGACCUGCACAUAUGUACACUUGAGGCAGAUCCAUAGACCACAAUGCAACACGACUUGACCAUCAAACACAACAUAAGCGAUGACGUACAUCUGAGACAUCGACUCGUGAGCGCCUCACAUGAUCCUCAGACUCACGUCUGUUACUGGAAGAACAGAAAUACCUCUGGAUUGAGUAGUUCAGUGAUCAGCUGACUUCUGGGUAACGCAUAAACACGCCCCAGAAAUGUAUUCUAUCAUACUAUUAUUGGACACUAUGCAUUCUAAUAAAUAUAUUCAUGUAUAUAAUGACCGCACAGCCGUCUCUGGGUAGUUGACUUGUACUCUACAACUAUUUUACAGUAUUUUGCAAAUUCUACGAUUAUUUUUGUGAGACGACAUGGAAUAUUUGUACUUUUAUAAAUUCAUUUGUGGCACCACAGAACUGUUGACGCGAAAAGUACAAGUUUUGAUGUCAUUUGUGAACAUGAAGCAUGUUGUUUUAACUCAUAUUGAUGAUUUGGUUAUUAGCAGCAGACUCUGUAUUGUUCAGAUGAAUCAUGGGUAACACUUUACAAUUAUGAACUAACUAUGAAAAAUAACACUUAAUUUGAUCAUUUACUAAAAAAAUCUGAGAUGAAAUAACAAUCGACAGCUGUGUUUUUAUCAACUAACGCUAAGAUUAAUAAUAUAACGAAUAAACUGCUCAUAGUUCGUUGAUACAUUAAUGGACCCUUAUUGUAAAGUGUUACCGAAUUAUAAAUGAAAUAAACACCCCUGAAGUUUCACACUGCAACUGAUUUUAAUAAAAUGCCUUUAUUGACAAUAUAAAAA